This is a messenger RNA of Dunckerocampus dactyliophorus (ringed pipefish), 6953 nucleotides long. It is a transcript of the gene vav2, whose product is annotated as vav 2 guanine nucleotide exchange factor. Lineage: Eukaryota; Metazoa; Chordata; Actinopteri; Syngnathiformes; Syngnathidae. The coding region runs from base 748 to 3393 and encodes 881 amino acids. Gene Ontology annotation, molecular function: protein binding; guanyl-nucleotide exchange factor activity. The transcript has 30 exons. The record is from RefSeq and is a predicted model, not a curated record. Gene Ontology annotation, biological process: cell migration; regulation of GTPase activity; intracellular signal transduction. Gene Ontology annotation, cellular component: cytoplasm.
GGGACAUCCAGCACCGUUGAAACACAUGACCACAAAUGCACUUCCAUGCAUGGAGUGUGGCGCUUCUCUUAACAAAGUGUCAACACUGGACUGACGCUUUUUGCCCGAGCGCCGCCAAAGAGCACGUUGGACCUCCGGGUCAAGAGGGCGCUCUUUGUCCGGAGUCAGGAGUUUGGGACUGGAACAUCCCUCAGUCCGACAGGGAAGCGAGGAAAGGGGGAGGCACAAGAGAAAGAGAAAGAGGGCGAAAAACACUCAGAAGGUCCUCCAGCGGUGCUUCCAAGCGGCGAACAAAGUAACACAAACCCGGACAAACUCACUUGUAUGUUUCCGCAGGAGCUGAGCGUUGUUCGGAGUGCGUUGUUCAACCAUUACGGUCCCUCGGUGGAAGUAUUUUGAUCUUCUUUUUCUCAGCCUCUCCCCUCUUCAGAGGACGGAUCGCCUCCCGCACUUUAAAUCCAACAACUCGAUUUGUGUGUUUUCUUUCCAUGCGGUCGUGAGUGGAUACAUGUCAAAUCAGCUGUUUUUGCGUGUCACCGCCACUGACGUUUCAUGCGGACAUUUGAAGUGUGGAUAUGCGAGGGAAACUUUUGAAGGAUGAAGAGGAGAAAAACGAGUGAAUGCUGGCAUUCUUUAUAUCGUCACGCUGACAUGCAUCUGCUCGGAAAGUUGUGAAAUUGCUUCAUAGUGGAUGAUAAGCACCGCGUAGUGGACUCUUGUGUGAUUGUGUGUGCAAAGGCAGAGGGUAUGGAAGAGUGGAGGCAAUGCGGGCGGUGGCUGAUAGACUGCAAGGUCCUGCCCCCGAACCACCGGGUGGUGUGGCCCUCAGCAGCCGUGUUCGACCUGGCACAGGCCCUGCGUGAUGGGGUGCUCCUGUGCCAGAUGUUGCACAACCUCUCUCCUGGAUCUGUGGACCUGAAGGAAAUCAAUUUCAGACCUCAGAUGUCACAGUUCCUGUGUCUGAAGAACAUCAGGACAUUCCUCAAGGUAUGCCAUGACAAGUUUGGCCUGCGGAACAGUGAGCUGUUUGACCCUUUUGACCUCUUUGAUGUCAGAGACUUUGGCAAGGUGAUCUCCACUCUGUCAAGGAUCUCCCACCACAGCAUUGCACAAAUCAAAGGAAUCAGGCCUUUCCCCACUGAGGACACAACCUUGAAUGAGGACGAUGUGUACCGGAGCCUUGAAGAGCUGGCAGAUGAGCACGACCUGGGUGAGGAUGACAUCUACGACUGCGUGCCAUGUGAGGACGACGGCGAUGACAUCUAUGAGGACAUCAUUAAGGUGGAAGUACGACAACCCAUGAUCAGAUACAUGCAGAAAAUGGGCAUGACAGAAGAUGACAAGAGGAAUUGCUGUUUAGUUGAGAUCCAGGAGACUGAGGCCAAGUAUUAUAAAACUCUAGAAGACAUUGAGAAGAACUACAUGAUCCCGUUGAGGCAAAUCUUGAGUCCGCAGGACAUGGAGGCUAUCUUUGUUAACCUUGAGGAUGUGAUCAAAGUACACUUUGCCCUCCUGCGAGCCAUCGACCUCAACAUGGUCACUGGAGGAAAUGGUCUGGGAAAGAUCUUCCUUGACUUCAAAGAAAGGUUGUUGAUCUAUGGCCAGUACUGUAGCCACAUGGAGAACGCCCAGAAAACACUGGAUGAAGUAAUAGCAACACGAGAGGAUGUGAAGAUCAAAGUUGAGGAAUGUACAAUGAAAGUGCAGGAAGGCAAGUUCAAGCUGCAGGAUCUUCUAGUGGUUCCCAUGCAGAGGGUACUCAAGUAUCACCUCCUACUAAAGGAACUUCUGAGUCACUCAACAGACCGACCAGAGAGACAACAACUAAAGGAGGCACUUGAAGCCAUGCAGGACUUGGCCAUGUACAUCAAUGAGGUCAAGCGUGACAACGAGACACUGAAGAAAAUUAGUGAAUUCCAAAGUUCUAUAGAAAAUCUUCAGCAGGUGAAGCUGGAGGAGUACGGGAGGCCAAAGAUAGACGGAGAGCUGAAGGUUUGCUCCAUUGUCAAUCGUACGAAACAGGACCGGUAUAUAUUCCUGUUUGAUAAAGUAGUCAUUGUCUGCAAGAGGAAGGGUUAUAGCUAUGAGCUCAAAGAGAUUAUUGAACUGCAGUCUUAUAAAAUGUCAGAUGAUCCCAUGAACAACAGAGACAUGAAAAAGUCAAGUGGAAAAAUGUGGUCUUAUGGCUUCUACUUGAUCCACCUGCAAGGGAAGCAGGGCUUCCAGUUCUUUUGUAAAACAGAAGACACAAAGAGGAAGUGGAUGGAACAAUUUGAAAUGGCCAUGUCCAACAUCAAGCCUGACAGAGCCACAGCUAACCAGCAUAACUUCCAAAUGCACACAUUUGAUAAGAACACAAACUGUCGAGCCUGCAAGAUGCUGCUGAGGGGCAUCUUCUAUCAGGGUUACUUCUGCUCUCGGUGUGGGACAGGAGCACACAAAGAGUGUCUGGAGGUGAUCACCAUCUGCAGGAUCAAUCCUCAUGACUUGGAACCCGGCAUGUCCUCAGGUCCCAAGAUGGUAGCAGUGAGAAACUACCACGGCACACCAACACCUCCAGGGAAGAUGCCUCUCUCCUUUCAAACAGGGGACUACAUCGAGCUGCUGAAAGGAGACCCUGACACUACGUGGUGGGAGGGAAGGCUGAUCCAGACACAAAAGAGUGGCUUUUUCCCCAGUUCCUGUGUUAAACCUUAUCUAGACCCAAAGCCUUUCCAGUCAUUAUCCAGCCGACAGUCAUCAAGGGAUGCAGAUUACUACGGAUAUCCUUGGUUUGCUGGAAACAUGGAGCGUCAACAAGCUGACAACCUCUUAAAAUCCCACAGCAGCGGGACCUACCUCAUCAGAGAGAGGACGGCUGAAGCAGAGAGGUUUGCCAUCAGCAUCAAAUUCAAUGAGGAAGUGAAACACAUUAAAGUCAUCGAGAAAGACAGCUGGAUCCACAUCACGGAGGCCAAGAAGUUUGAGAGCCUUUUGGAGCUGGUGGAGUAUUAUCAGUCCCAUUCACUCAAGGAAAGUUUCAAGCUGCUCGAUACCACAUUGCGAUAUCCAUACAAAUCAAGGGAACGCUCGCUAACAAGGGCCAGCACGCGCUCGCCAGCAGCCACCUGCGCCUCCUACAACUUCUCCUUCCUCAGUCCGCAGGGUCUGAACUUCUCCUCCUCUCCAAGCUCGGCUCCCUUUUGGUCAGUGUUCACUCCUCGCGUGGUCAGCACAGCAGUGGCCAGGUAUAACUUUGCAGCUCGAGACAUGAGAGAACUGUCUCUACGAGAAGGAGACGUCGUCAAAAUUUACAGCAAGAUCGGUGGAGACCAAGGCUGGUGGAAGGGAGAGACCAACGGACGUAUUGGAUGGUUUCCCUCAACCUAUGUGGAUGAAGAAGGAGUCCAGUAAGGGCUCGAUGUUUCCCGUCUGGCAAAAAAAUAAAAAAUCAGGAACCAUCUAUCUGCUGAUCUCAGAGAAAACUCCUCACUCUACAGGAAACGUUUUUGUUGACGCUUUUGCUGGAUCGCAAGCACCUUUUCCCCCCUCCCCCGUCUUCAAGUAUGCCUCAGCUUUGCUUGUCUUAUACUUUUCGCAGGAUUCCCCAUUUGAUUUCUGUACAGCCAAGAGGGGAAAGCGUGGCUUGCUGUGUGAUCCUUCAUUGAACACGGCAAAAACAGACUGUGCAUAGCUUUACGUCGAGAAAAGAAAAAGCCUUUGCGAACGUCUGCAAGGUAAAAUAAAUGUACAGUAUAGAUAAUUUAUUGAAUAGAUAUUAUUACCAUGAUUAUUGCCAUUGUGGGGAUUUUAGCAACAACAAAAAAUCUGCGGAGAAAAGUAAAAUAAGGAGGGGGGGAAAAAAAAGACAGUUGCUCUUUUUUUUUUUCCCACGUUGACAGAUUUUGCCUUAGUUGUCAUGGUGAUGCCUUGUGGGCUGACUCCAGUGGAGGGAAGAGACUUUGUUGCCUGGCUUGGCUUCUCAUGUAUGCAUGUGUCCAUGUGCGGCCCACACAAACACACACAAACACAAUUGUACAGUUCGGUGCCUUUGAAAGAACGCUUAGUGAACCUCGACAUCAGCCAGUAAAGAACAUCGCCAUCCCUGAAAAGGACCGUUUGUGCACAUGCAAAGGGAAAAACACACACAAGACUCGACAUCUGAGUCCUUGAAUGCAACACGAUGACGUAUGGACUCCCAAAAACCCCGAAGUGUUCAGCUCAAGCAGUCGCAGUUAACAUCAGUCAGGAUGUCUCGCAGAAGGGCAACAAGACCACCUCUUCACUCUGACAUCUCUUUGCUCACUUUUUUCAAACAUGGAACCAACAAGUCUGCAUGGAGUUUCAUUUCUUUGUAACUUGCCUUAUUUUUAUUGUAUUUUUAUUUUUUUACAGAUCAUCAGAUGUUUUUGCUCCCAGUUCUUAUGUGUGAAAUCCUCGUUGGUGCUGUGUCGACUGGUCACAAUUAAACUGCCAUUAAGAGAAGUGUGGGUGUGCUAAUAGUUGAGGGGGUGUGAUUCAGUGCCAAGUCUUUCUAUUUAUCUCCAGUCACUACUGAGCACUGUAUACAUCAAGGGUGUCCAAAGUGAGGCCCGGGGGGGCCUUUUUGGCACACACUUUUUAUUUAUUGGCCCUCGGCACAUUCUAAAAUUAAAAUUAAUUCAUCAUUGCAGGUGGUCCUCGGGUUACGAACGAGUUCUGUUCCCAGUAGAGUUUUAGUCGGAUUUUAUACCUAAAUUGAACCAAAAUUAACACUUAAGUCCCUUUGACGGUACACACAACACAUGAAGGACAUAUAAAAUACAGUAAAGAUGAAAUUAAACACUAAUAAAAAGAAAAACAGAGAACAACUCCUGACUUUUAUCUCUGUGGUUGUCUUGCACUCUGUAGAGCACAGGUGUCAAACACAAGGCCCGGGGGCCAGAUGUGGCCCGCCACAUCAUUUUAUGCAGCCCGCGAAACCCUUGGAAUAAUGCAUGAUAAUAAUGCACUUCACCUCUGCCCUUCUAAAUGUAUUUGACGUGUCAUUUUGACAGAAAAAUUGUACUGCAUGCGGUUCUUCUAAACGUCAGUAUUAUCUAACCAUGCAGCAAGAUAUUCCAAGCAUUUUUCAAAAACAAAUACUUGAAUGUCUGCCUGUCACCAUGACAUUCUCACUUCACUUCUCAUUUCGAAGCAAGUUAUCCAUCAAUUUGUUAGUAAAAAUAUAAUAAUCUAAUGCAUGGGCAACUGUGUAAUAAUAUUAUGAGGUUAUAUUCAUAUUUAGAUUCAUAUAUACUGACAGUUACAAGUGGCCCUCUGAGGGCAGCCGUAACUGCGAUGUGGCCCUCAAUGAAAAUGAGUUUGACACCCCUGCUGUAGAGGAAGAAAAAUGCCCAAUACAGUCGUCCCUCGUUUAUCACGGUUAAUUGGUUCCAGAACUGACCGCAAAGUAGGAUUCAAUAUUAAUAAACACAAUAUUUUUGUAGUUAAAGCAUAGAAAACCUUUCAAAAUAUGUUUUUAACAUCAUUAGUGACCUGUAGACAUGAAAUAACACCCCAAUUGUCACGUCUACACUCCUGUUGUUCUUUAUUUACAUCACAUUGUGCAGGCUACCGGAUCACGGCAGGGACAUAACAGAGAGCCGACGCUAGCAUAGCGAGCGAAGUAGUUAGCCUCUCCAAUUUACAUAUUGUAAACUUAAGGAAGUUUGUCAAACAGAGUGGGGAAGAAGGACAAAGAACCCAAAAACUUACCACUUCCGCACGCAAUGAGAGGAAAACCUUUUUUGCAUUCGAUCUCAGCCAUGUCAUGUCCGCCUCGGCCAUGGCAUGUCGGCUCGGCUCUGCUGGCUCAGUAGCCAGUCUCCAUGCAGCGUGAAAGGUAAUGUAAUCUAACAUCACGUCUCAUGACAUUCCUGACUUGUAGUGAUCACAAUACUACAUAUAACUUGUCUCUCAAUGUUUUUUGACUAAUAAUAGGCCAUAGUCAGCCAUAUAGUGACGGAGCAAUAUUCUAACCGCGAUAUAGCGAGGGAUAACUGAUGAGAUUUGCUUAGUUAUCACUCUCCUUUUCACAUAGAUCACAUACUUCCACAUGUUCAACAAUACCAGCUUUAUCUUUCAUGAUGAUCACCAUGUUUGAGCAGCUAUGAACGGGCAGCCAAUGUUCUAGCGCCGUCUAAUUCGACCUUCAUUUUCUUCUAUGCGCUGCCCCCAGAAGAGUCUGCCUUGUGCUUGAGAGACAUAACGAAGUGCAUAAAGGGAACUCAUAAGCGAUCUUGUCCUUAUUCCGUGUAGCUGCGAAUGAGGCACACACAGCAUUCGUCUGUGGCGCGGGACAUGAGAAACACACCGUAUCUUUGCGCUUUGUGCAGUGCGUAUUCAUCCGCCGCGUGUGCUGUAACUAGUUCUCGAGCUAGUCGAGCAUUUAUGGACCAAAGUGAAGUUUUUAAUUGUUGAUUGGUUUUAGAAUCUUUUGGUAUGGAUGCGUCCAUGCUGGAAAACGUUUGGACACCCCUGGUAUACGUCCGUCUACGAAGAUCUAAAUCACUGGCAUACAGAUUUGGUUUCUGCUGUCUUCAUUACGAACAUGGAUGUACCACAUGGUUUUUUACUCGCACCUUUUCACACAUUUCUGAUAUUUAUUGACAGAUUCACUCAGCUACUUGCCGUACGGUCAUUUACAAUUACUUUCUGUUCCAUCUGCCACCUACACAAGUGUCUGCGCAGUACUUCUUGGAGAUGUCCAAUGUGCAAAAAGGAACCACAAUGCUUGGCUGGGUAAAAGCAGCCGUUAUGUAAUGUACAUUUAAUAAUGAGGAUGGGUCAAACAUGAAGUUAUUAAAAGUGUGCAUUUCAUCCUUGAAAGUGUGCACGCAGCCCACUGAGAAGUAAAGUGCAAACACUGAGCAAGUUUUUUGACUGUUUAUGAUGGGUGCUGUUGCAAAAAGCGCAGUCCGGCUAUUCUAUGUGUGUUGGGAGGUGGGGCAAGG